Molecule: messenger RNA, 2361 nt
Organism: Oppiella nova
Lineage: Eukaryota; Metazoa; Arthropoda; Arachnida; Sarcoptiformes; Oppiidae
Source: the annotation of a GenBank genome assembly
AUGAAUUCCCAGAGCUUUCCGUUCCCUUUGCCUGACAGACAGUUAGUACAGGACUGUUGGCAAACACUAAGGCUAAGCAAACACUCACUUCUCGACUUGGCGUCCUUCUUGGGCGGCCGGCCGCGGCGUCCGGCCUUCUUGACGGCGGGGGUGGCGGCGGGCGUGGGGUCGGAGGCGGCGGGAGGAGGGAGGGCGUCGAGGUCGAGGCAGACGUUGUUUUGCGGGCACAAGAGGUCGAAGGAGGGGAAGGCGAACUCUGGCGGCUGGAAGUGCUGUUGGCGGGCGUGUUGUUGGCGCAGCAGUUGCAGCGCUCGACUGAUUCGCUUCGUGCCGCGACUUCCCGCGCAGGCGGCCUUCACGCUCUACAACUACCUGAUCGGGUUCGUCAUGUUUCACGUGCGGGCGCCGGUAGAGUCGUCGCAGGAAGUCAUAGCGACCGUCCUGUCCAUCCUGUGGCUCGUCGUGCCCAACGUCCACGGCCUCUUCCUCAAGGAUCUCAAGCAGAUUCUGCGCAAAGAGCAGUGCGACGCCUCGCUCCUCAUCACCGCAAACGUGCCGUCAGCCAAGAAGAUCAUCGUCCACGGCCCCGACGCCUCCGUCAUCCCCUCCCAGUUCCCCAUCCACGAAGACACGCAGUUCUCGCAGAUCCUGACCGAUAGUCUCGACUUCUUCGGCAUCGACGAAGACAAACACAACGAGUACUUUCUCGUCGACUCCAAAACCAACCAAAUGCACAAUUUGAAUGCUUUCGUCCGCGACUUCUACUUCUUCAAGCGCUCCCAAUAUCCGCAAAUCUCUUUGGUUCACAUGAAUCCCACGGACGCCUUCGACCGCCUCCAGAGACAGGCCUUCACUCUGCAGUUCGUCGAAUUGGGAAAAACUCUCAUGUGUUUGUCGCUAAUCAAGUCCUCAUUCCUCGGCAUUCAAAGAGUUCUCUUUCUGCACGAAGAGCUCAUGAAACUGCCGUCGUUUCCGCGCAAAGCCCUCGAAGCCAACUUCAGCCUCUAUUCGGGCGCCACGGGUCAGGAAGUGCUGGGAAUGGACACUCUCCACAAGAUCGUUUGGGUCAAACUCGUGGCGCGAAUGUUCGAGGCCACGAACGGCUUCUUCGUGCAGUCGGCGGACAUCCAUCUCUUCCUGAACGUCGUGAACGGCGCUCUCAUUCUUCACUGCGAGAACUCGUCGAUGAUGCGUCUUUGUAUGGCCACGUAUAUCAACGCCGCGCAUCAGUUCCGCAACAUCUUCGCGGCCAACGGCUAUCUCCUGAUUAUGCCCACCAUUUGCCGCAUUUACUCGAACCACCAGACGAACGGACUCCUCUGUCGCACCAUUGAGUUCGUCUGCAAGCAGUUCUACAUUCUUCACCGAAAGCCUUUCGUUCUGCAGAUGUUCGGAGCGGUGGCGCCACUGCUCGACCUCGACCUCCAGUCCCAAUUCGGCGACGCCUCCAAAGUGCAGCCGCGCGCCUUCUUCCAGUUGUUGCAGUCUUUGGGACAAUACAUUGUGGAUCCGCUCGAUAUCCUGGAACUGGCUCUCGAUUUCUGCUAUUGUAUGGACGCCGAGACGCUGUCCGUGUUGGACGCCAUCUCUCUGUGCGUGACAGUCGUCUCGUACGCGGCGGACACCGAACGCGGACACCAAAUGCUGACCGUUUUGGAGGCCAUUCUUCCCCUCCAUCUCAAACACAUGCAGACUCUGACCACGAAGAAGGAGACGCCCGGCGGUCCGCGAACCGAACUCCAAGUCAUUCACAACGUCUCGGUUUGCAUGAAGACUCUGGUCUACAACUCGGAAGCGCUGACCCGCAACUUCACGGGUCCGCAGAGAGCCAUCGAUUUGCGCGGUUCGUCCAUAAAGAACGCGUCGAAAGGCGCCUACAGUCCGCCCGGAGUCGAGAUCGACGACGACAGCCACUCCAAAUACGUGUCCGACAACUACUACUCGCGCGCGCGGAACCAGUACUCGAGCGACGCGAGUGAUGGCGAGAGCGUGCGGACGGACUUCCGGCGUCCGCGAGACGUCCUCCUCAAAGUGGUCGCCGAGUUCUUGAGUCGGUCGACGGCACGACUUCAGGACCUGAGCAAAAAGCUGCCGGAUUUGCACCAAAAGGGCUCCACUUAUGAGUUGCUGGACGUGAAGAGUCACUUGCGAUUGGCGGAGAUCGCGCACUCGCUCCUCAAGAUGGCGCCGUACGACCCGCAGACGAUGGCCUGUCGCGGACUCGUGCGCUACAUGAAUGAGAUUCUGCCGAACAGCGAGUGGCGUCAGGAGCAGAUGCGGCCGGCGCUCAUUAUGGUCUUGCGACGCCUCGACAAGACCUUCACGAAGAUCGCCAAGAAGUCGGCCAUCAAGCGCUCGACG